CUAGUUCACAGACAUGAAUCAUGUAUAAUGAUAUCAGUACCUCCUGAUGGGUGUGUAAUAAUUCCACUGGUUUAUUCUGUUUGUAGAUGCUGUGACAAUGGAGUUAAGCUGCGCUGAACUACCUCUUUAUGGACAGGUGACUAUACAUGCAAAAUUUGACAAGGACAUUUACCUCCCAGAGGACGCCGAAUUUUACUUUGUUUAUGGUGGAUCCCUGAAAAGAUACAUAAUGUUUGCUGAGCGAGUUAGUGACAGUGCUCUUCAGUCCAUAGUUCCAGAGUCUAAACAUAAAGAAACUCUUCUCCAGCUUGUGAUCAAAUUGGGCUUGGUUAAGCUUUCGCUGUUCCUGGAAGCCCAGCCUGGAGGGUCAUUGGCAUUAGCAUUAUCUAGUGAGGAGGGAGCAACACCAUUAGAUUUGGCUUUACAACAUGAACACUCCAAACUAGUUGAGGCCUUCGCAAAAGUAUUAAUUCCAACCAAGUUGAGACAGUGGAAGGUCCAAAAAUACCCUGCAGUACAACAAGCUCUGUAG
Pipra filicauda (Wire-tailed manakin) is the source of this 532-nucleotide messenger RNA. Its product is annotated as rho guanine nucleotide exchange factor 28-like. NCBI's taxonomy places the organism in Eukaryota, Metazoa, Chordata, Aves, Passeriformes, Pipridae. The coding region runs from base 98 to 532 and encodes 144 amino acids. Gene Ontology annotation, biological process: regulation of Rho protein signal transduction; cell morphogenesis. The record is from RefSeq and is a predicted model, not a curated record. The transcript is spliced from 4 exons.